Capsaspora owczarzaki ATCC 30864 is the source of this 4820-nucleotide messenger RNA. RefSeq lists its product as hypothetical. Gene Ontology annotation, molecular function: protein binding; RNA binding. The coding region runs from base 60 to 4679 and encodes 1539 amino acids. Gene Ontology annotation, cellular component: cytoplasm; exon-exon junction complex. The transcript has 4 exons. Lineage: Eukaryota; Filasterea; Ministeriida; Capsasporidae. Gene Ontology annotation, biological process: nuclear-transcribed mRNA catabolic process, nonsense-mediated decay. The record is from RefSeq and is a predicted model, not a curated record.
CUUUCUUUUUUGUUCUUUUUCGUUGCUCUGUGCGCUGUGAAUCCAUUGUGAGGACGGGAAUGGAAGCGAAUCGUGGCGGCGGCGGCGGGCGCGGAGGUGGUGCUCGUGGAGGCCGCGGUGGCGCUGCCUCAAACCGAACUGCAGCAGACGCAUCAUCAGCAUCAUCGUCAGCUGGAUCGUCGCGUGGCGGUGGACGCGGUGGCGGUGGCGGUGGCGGUGGAGGACCCAAGCGAGGCGGCGGCGCAGCAUCGUCCAGUGCUGCUGCUGCUCCUUCCACUACUGCUACUGCUGCGGCUCCCAACAAGAACGCAGGAGCGAACGCAGCAGGUCGCGGCGCAGGCAAUCCCGCGGCAGCAAAGCCGGCCCAAAGCAAAGCGCCGGCAGUGAUGAGCAAGACUGCGGCUGCUGCGGCGGCUGCGGCGGCUGCGGCGGCUGCUGCGGCUGCUCCCAAGCCACCGUCGGCAGCAGAGGUCGAAGAAGCCAAGCGACUGGCACAAGCACAGGCGGUGGCUGCGGCUGAGGCUGCGGCGAAGGAAGCCAUCGCUGCCCAAGAACGAGCGCGCCAUGCUCAGGCAGAGCAGGAACGCGCCGAGGCCGUCAAGGCAGCUGCCGAUCUGCAGGCCAAGAUCAAGAGCAGACUAGCGCUGCUCGAAGCAAACGUGAAGGCGCGGACGGUUCGACCGGACGAAUCGGUCUUGCGCUCGCUGGACGCGUCCAUGAAGAAAAACCAAACGCUGGUCAAGAAGCUCAAGAACAUUACGGAGGAGGUCCGCGAGCCGUUGCUGAGGGAGAUGGCAUCGACCAACAUGACCAAGUUUGUCUCGGAAGCGGCCGAGUCGUUCGCCGACUUUAAGAUCAAGAACGCGGACAUGAACGCGGUGAUUGAAAUCUGCUCGCACCUGCACCAGCGUUAUGCAGAGUUUAGCACCGCCCUGCUGCCGAUCAUUCAUGGGGCGCUGUCCACGCGAGACAAGGGGUACGACGAUCUCUUCCAGCCGUUGCCCUCGCUCAAGACGCUUGUCGCGGGAGCAUUCAACACGACGCCCACGCCAACACCCGCGGCCGCGGCUCAGGCUGCGUCGUCGGCGGCAGCUGCGUCGGAGACGCUCGACAAGCUCGUUCCCAUGGGAAAGCGCAUUCUGAUUGGCUCUGCUGCGAACGCUGCUCAGAUUCGUGCAGAGAAGGCCGAGAACGUGGCUCUGCUGCAAGCUCAGGCGCAGGCCAAUGCUGCGGCCAAGGAGGAGGAAGAGCGCAACGCCAAAAUUGCCAAAAUCCGCACCGCAUUGCGCCUACUGGGCGAGCUCAUCAUUGUGGGCGUCUAUCCAGACGCAGCCGUGCUGGGGCCUCCUCUCAAGGAGCUGUUUUUGCGCGAUCGAGCGUCGCUGUCGUUGGUGGCGACCGCCGUCAGCUUUUUGAAGGCGUGCGGUGAAGAACUCACGGGAUUGGUGCCUCACAAGCGAGCGUUGCUGUUUGAAAAGCACUUCCAACACCGUGCAGAAGAUUUUCCCGCUGCUGCUGCUGCUGCUGCUGCUGCUGCGCCGGGAGUUGCUGGAGCGGCGGAUUCAACCAACAAGGGCAGCCCUUUGGCCGUUCCCGCAGAAAAGCAAAUGCGCUUCCGUGCACUGUUCUCCGACUACUUUGACCUUGUCGUUGCGCGCGCCAAAGAAGAGCACAGUGCGAUCGCCAAGCUGGCGCAGAUUCAACGACAACAGCUGUUGAACAAGGGCGAGGUGAAUGCUGGCACCAAGGAGCACUACGAGAAGACGACCAAGAUGCACGAGCGCUUGCUCGCCUCCCUGGCUUCACUCGCAGACCAGCUGGACAAGCCCAUGCCCGACUUUCCCGUGGAGGUCAUCCCGGAGCCAGAGGCGGCGCCAGAAGCCAAGAUGGACAAGCCCAAAGGCUCUGAGCUCCCCUUGUGGGAAGACGAUGAAACGCGCAUGUUCUACGAGAACAUGAUUGAACUGCGAGCCGUCGUACCGGCAGUGCUGUUUGCCAGUGGUGCCGCCGCAUCCGCUGACAAGACGAGCAGCGCUGACAAGACAAGCAGUAGUAGCAGCCAGGAAGGCUCGAAGGAAACGCCGACAGCCAAUGGUGCCAACACCAAAGACAAGGAUGCUGCCAAACCGGGUGCAUCCGAGCCCAAGCCGUCUUCCCAGUCGGAGCCACAGCCAUCUGCUGCCGAGAGCAAGCCAGAAUCGUCGGGAGAGUCAGAUUCGGCGGCAGCUGAAGCUUCGGCCGACGCGACUGGGGAUGCUGUGGACGCCAUCGAAGAUUCAGCGGAUGUGCCCAUGACGCUCAAGCUCCAGUCGACCUCGGAAUCCACGCUGAGUGCCAACGACAUGAGCUCCUUGGCCGACGAGCUUGCUGCCAUGCAGCUGUCGCAGGACGCCGCAGCAGCAGCAGAGGCUGCGCUCCCAAAGGCCGCUCAGCCACAAACGGCACUCUCGCAACCCGCUGGCGCAGUCCAGCCUGGCGGCAACGGAACGGAGGAUCUGGACGGUUUGAUGCAGGCGCUGAUUGCGUGUGCCGGUGAUCGGUCGGCCAUUGACGAGAUUGCCACCCAGUUUUGCUACAUGAACUCGAACGCCAACCGACGAAGACUCGUGACAAGCCUUCUCGCACAAGCGGAACGCCGAGCCGACCUGAUUCCCGCCUUUUGCCGCUUGAUUGCCACACUCAACCAAGUGAUGCCCGACGUGUCUGCCAUGGUGCUGCUUUUGCUUGAAGACCGCAUUCCCAAGUACCUGUAUCAUCCGCGUGAUGGGCCGUAUGAGGCCGAGCGUCGCUUCGGCACCAUCAAGUUUAUGGGCGAGCUGGUCAAGUUUGGUGUGUGCUCGCGCAAAACGGCGUUGGACGUCUUCCAGAUUUUCGUGGCUGAUUUCUCGGCCCACGGCAUCCCGCUCAUGUGUCGCUACCUGGAAACGUGCGGUCGCUUCUUGUACCGGUCACCUCAGUCGGCCAAACGCAUGGAGUCGCUGCUGCAAAUCAUGAUGCGCAAGCGCAUCUCUCUGAAGAACUUGGCCGAGCUGCUUUGCGGCCAGAUUGAUGAGGCUUUUGCACGCUGCAAUCCUCCAGAAGCGGUCAAGGUGGUCAAGGUGCCCCGACCCCCAGAGCAACAGUAUGUCAAGCACCUGAUUCGCACCGUUCUCGGGCCAGAGACCACCGAACGCGUUCUGGCGCAGCUCCGCAAGCUUCCCUGGUCGACGGACGCGCCAUUGCGCGACUACACAAUCCGUCUGCUCGCGCAGCCCGAUCGCAUCAAGUACAGCUCUCUCGACUCUCUGGCCUCGGUCAUUGCGGGCCUCUCGCGGCGCUACGACUAUGUGUGGGUGCAAGUGGUCGACAAGGUGUUGGAAUCCAUUCGUCUCGGUCUGGAAGUCAACCUGCCGCAGUGGAACCAACGCCGCGUGGCAGUGGUCCGCUUUUUGGCCGAGCUGUACAACUAUGAGUUGUUUGAAGCACCCAUCGUGUUUGACACGCUCUACCGCCUCAUCACGUUUGGUCGCAAUCCGUACGAGGAGAGCCCGAAUGUCUCGCCUCCCCUCGACCCCAGUGACAAUUACUUCCGGAUUCGUUUGAUCUGCACCAUCUUGGAAGGAUGCGGCAGCUUCUUCAACAGUGGCAUGGCUGGCAAACGGCUGGACUGCUUCCUGGUCUACUUCCAGCGCUACGUCUGGACCAAGCAAAUGCCGCUCCCGAUCGACGUGGAAUUUCUCCUGCAAGACACCUUCGAAGCGCUGCGUUCCGAUUUCAGCAUUGCGGCGUCGUUCGAGGAGGCGCAAGAGCGCGUGCUGAGCAUGGAGGAAGACCUACGACGACAGUUCACUGCCAAUGCUGGAAAGGCCGCGACCGAGCCCGUCAACGACGCUGACAUGGACACUGACAUUGAGCGGGCCGCUUCAAACGAGGCCGACGAAGACGGCGAUGCUGAGGAAGAUGAGGACGAAAAUGACGCUGAAGCCGACAACGACAGCCUUGACGGCGGCGAAGAGUCCGAUGAGUCAGAUGAAGACGAGGACAACGAGGACGACGAUGACGACGAUGACGAUGACGACGACGAUGACGAUGACGAAGCGCUCGUGGAAGACGAAGAUGAAGCGGUUGUUGUUCACGAACCCGAAGAAGUCGUGGCCGCGGAUGAGGAUUUCGAGAAUGAAUUCCAGCACAUGUUGCAAGACAGCAUGGAGCAACGCAAAAAUGCUGCAGUCAAGGCCAUGGAUGUUGCGAUUCCCAUGCAUCUGCGACGUGCCGGUGGUCGUCUGGGCAUGGAAAGCGAUACCGAUGGUGAAGACAACCUGGGCACAAGCGCUCGUCCGGGCAUGACGCCUGGAAUCAAGUUUUCGCUGCUGACCAAGAAGGGCAACAAGGCGUCGACGCGGGAGCUGCACGUCCCUCUCAACUCGACCUUGACGGCCGGUUUGCUCACCAAGCAAAUGGAAGAACGCCUCGAAAAGGAAGAGAUCAACAAGCGUGUGCUGUCUUACGAGCGGCGCGCAGCUGGCCAGGAUCUAUUCAGUCGCCCAGCAGGUCUGAAUCAACAACCCGGUUCGCUUUCGGCUUCUAACGUCCAACGGAUGCAGAAUUCACUUCAGCGAGCUCGUGGUGGUCGUCGGUUUGUUUACGUGCUGAAAGGCACCCCCGGGUCCGAGGGUGCGGGCGGCGACGCCGAGGCGUAAAACUUGUCUCAUGAUUUGGGUCUACGACACGCGCGUCGCGUGAGCAAUCGCCGUGCGGACGAUCAGGGCUCGAGAACUUUCUCUCACAAGUGAUACAUUAUUGAGUGCAAUCAAGCAAAUAAAAGCACUGGUUUGAAAUAA